AUGCGCAAAGAUAGUGUCUUUCAUCGAUUGUUUGUUGUCUCAGACAACAACAUUGUAGACGAUGAGUCCGACGACAAUGCCGUGCAUCCUUCGUCCUCAUUGAAGGAUGUUGGUGCUUGGGACAUCUUUCGGGAACACCUAAUGACCGACAUGUCAUUCGAGGAAAUGCUAGAAAAGUUGCAUGCUUAUCUUGGCGUCAGAUAUCGCGAAGAGGAUUGGAAGGAGGCAGUAGACUCUCUGUUCACUGGGGAUGGCAAUAUUGGCAUCGCGUUAGACAACCUUGCGAGCAUCAAAGCACACUACCUUCAUUGGAAGGAACAUCGACCAACCUCUCAUGCGGUCGAGGACAUUGAUAGGCGGUUCGGGCAAGGGGCUGUGAGGCCAUCACAUAUUAUCUCGGAUGAGGGAGACUGCAAUGUAGAACGAGUGGUCAUGCCCAGAACAUCAGGUGAAUGGGUUGUAACAGUACCUGUAUCCAUCAAAGCAUUCGGCUUAGAAACUUAUACCCAUCCAACACUUCCCGGACGCUUGUAUGUCACUGCACCAAAUUCCAUCAUCAUCCGAGCAGCUUUUCCAUCCUCUCAUGCCGACUGCUUCCUCUGGUGUGCAUUCGCUUCUGAUGAUCAGACUCCGCAUGCUAGUAUUGCCAUUCCUGGAUGGUAUCGCAUGACGCAUGGUGCAUACAAUCGCGAUAUAGCGUACAGGCUAUCAUAUGAUGAUCCUAUGAAGACUGUCAAGUUGUUAGUAGCCUCCAGACGACUGAACGACCCGAGGGACAUUGGGAAGCUCAGACAGGAACAUCGCCUCCUUGAGCACCCUGCUGGUGUUGAAAACUACAAAUACCGAGGUCAAGAAUACAUCCAUGGCCUGAUGUGCAUCGAACAGCCUAUUACGGAUGUCAUCAGAAUAUCCCUCCCUGCUGCGCAAGACAUUGUCCUCCACAAGGAGUUGGGGUGCGACCCAGAAUUUGUCUCAGUCACCAUGCAUAUGUAUUCCGCUCAGUACUGGAGAGAAGGUGAUGAGGUGCGAGUUGUCUCUGGGGCUUUGUCAGGGACCUGGGGCAUCAUAUUGGAUGUUCAGAUCAAUGAUGGCAUGGCACUGGUGGAUCUGGCCUGCGUCCCAGGGUCGAAUGGCGCACUUAUCGAUAUAGAUGCACCAGUCUCAUUUCCCAUCAUGGACCUGCGGAGGCGUAUUCAAGCGGGGCAUCAUGUCCGUGUCUUGGAUACAAGUGCAGAGAAAUCAGAGUAUAAGGGCAAGGAAGGAAUAGUUCUCGAAGCUGUCAACGACACACUCGUUGUCCUGGAUUCGGUCACAAAAUCUGAGACCCACAUUGUCAAUCGCGGGUUAUCCGCUUCCUUCAGUACCAUUGUGCCAACAUCGACGGUGCUUCCUGACGACGACACAGCGAUGAGAGGUGAUGGUGUCAUAGUACAAAAGGCGGGAGAUUUUUACUUGAAGAUCGGGACAGUAACAGCUGUCGAUGCUGUAUUGAACCAGUUAACGUUCCUCGUCUCGGGUACACGAGACAUCUAUCUGACUGUUCCAAUUCUGUGGACCAGUGUCUCUCCUAAUCUAGCUGCCCUGCGUUUUACCCCAGCGUGCGGAUAUGAUGUGGCAGCCGGAGACAUCAUACAAGUUGUAAGGGGGGUAGCAUGGAACCUAUCGGGCAUUGUCCUUGAUGUUGACCUGAGUAACAAAACCUUGACAUUCCAAGGUCCCUACACAAAGAUCACGAUUCCCAUAACUCAUGCCACCAGGAUCAGCUCAACAGCAGAGCACGACCCUAUGGCACGGUGA
Suillus discolor is the source of this 1797-nucleotide messenger RNA. RefSeq lists its product as uncharacterized. The record is from RefSeq and is a predicted model, not a curated record. NCBI's taxonomy places the organism in Eukaryota, Fungi, Basidiomycota, Agaricomycetes, Boletales, Suillaceae. The coding region runs from base 1 to 1797 and encodes 598 amino acids. The transcript has 6 exons.